Messenger RNA from Condylostylus longicornis, 593 nucleotides. RefSeq names its product translation initiation factor eIF-2B subunit beta-like. The coding region runs from base 1 to 531 and encodes 176 amino acids. Gene Ontology annotation, molecular function: guanyl-nucleotide exchange factor activity; translation initiation factor activity. NCBI's taxonomy places the organism in Eukaryota, Metazoa, Arthropoda, Insecta, Diptera, Dolichopodidae. The record is from RefSeq and is a predicted model, not a curated record. Gene Ontology annotation, biological process: translational initiation. Gene Ontology annotation, cellular component: eukaryotic translation initiation factor 2B complex. The transcript has 3 exons.
AUGAAACAACAGCAGGGAAUAAAAAAGAAUACACUUACAGAAAGCGAUAUAUUGCAGAUUCUAAGAACUAAAGGUCAUAAUUUGGCAGCUAAUAUUGCAGCUCCAAAUGUAGAUGUGGUUGUCAUUCCAGAUUCAUCAAUUUUUGCAAUGAUGUCGCGGGUAAACAAAGUUAUAAUAGGUACGCACUGUGUGUUAGCUAACGGUGGCUUAAGAGCAUCCUGUGGUUCUUAUACAGAGGCUUUGGCUGCAAAACAUUACUCAGUCCCAGUGAUUGUUCUUGCUCCCAUGUACAUGCUAUCGGCAAUGUAUUUACGCAGUUAUAAACAAGACGCAUUCAAUUUAGUUGGUCCCGAUGGGAGUGUGAUUGAAUGCAAUUCUUUGGGACCUAAUAUCUCUAGAACAUUUAGCCCAAUUUUCGAUUAUGUUCCUCCUGAAUUAGUUACACUUUUCAUAUCUAAUAUGGGCGGUCACUCACCUUCAUAUGUGUGCAGAUUAUUGACAGAGUUGUAUCAUCCGGAGGAUAAAAUAUAGUUUCAAAACAGUUAAAAUUUUAUUACAAAAAUUUGACAGUUUAAUCGUAAAUAAAGAAGUUU